Molecule: messenger RNA, 2257 nt
Organism: Culex pipiens pallens (northern house mosquito)
Lineage: Eukaryota; Metazoa; Arthropoda; Insecta; Diptera; Culicidae
Product: zinc finger protein 316-like
Exons: 5
Coding region: 157-2187 (676 amino acids)
Biological process (GO): regulation of transcription by RNA polymerase II
Cellular component (GO): nucleus
Molecular function (GO): zinc ion binding; RNA polymerase II cis-regulatory region sequence-specific DNA binding; DNA-binding transcription factor activity
Source: RefSeq, a predicted model, not a curated record
AAACCAAACAGAAUCGGGUGUAAAACAAAUCGGAGCAAAACAAAAACUGAAACUAUUUGCAAAUCAAAUUAAAUUGUUUCAAUAGUAAUGUGCGAACGCUUCAGCUCUCUAUGGCCGGUUUAGUGCAAAGUUGUGCUUUUUAAAACAUUUGUGGCGAUGUCUCUGGCGGCGGAAGCGAAAUUCAACCCGGAGUGGACGGUCACUUGCCGGGUGUGUCUGCAGGAGGGCACCGAGGCGCGAUCCUCGCUGUUCGAUCUGUGUCCGGAAUCGAACCUUAGCUACUGCGCCAAGGUGAUGCAGUGCACCAGCGUCCAGAUCCGGCGGCACGAUUCGCUGCCGGAGCAGAUUUGCGCGGGGUGUAUUGGGGAUUUAACGGUGGCGUACCGGUUCCGGGUGAACUGCGAGAGCUCGGACGCGAUUUUGCAGUCUUACAGGGAGGCUAGCCGGUUGGAGGAUGAGGAGGAGGAUGUGGGCGAGGAGCAGGAGGAUUCCCGGUCUUCGUCGGAGAUUCAGAUUCCGAUCGGGUCGGACGUGGUGUACAGCUACAAGCCACCGACCGGGUUGAACGUGAAGCUGGUGCCGAGGAUGUUGCUGGAGAAUAACGGGGAGAUUGUGAUGUGUGGAGCACAGGAGGAGCAGGAGCAGGAUGGCGUUCCGGAAACACCAGAACCGUUGCAGGAUGACGAUGCGGCAGAGUCGUUGAUUACGUUCGAUGACGAUGAGCUGGCGCCUUCGACGUCCCGAGCUGACGAGGAGGAAGACGAAGGGACUCAAGAGCGACCAGCGCUUAUUAGCACGGGAUUGAUGGCGGAAGAGGAGGAGGAAGAUAUCCGGCUUGCCGAUGAGGAAGACAAGGUGGACGACAGCAGUGCCAAUAUCUUCUUCAACGCGGAACUGGUGUACGUGAACAAGGACGACCUGCUGGACCAGCUGGCGCACAUCAAGAACGAGAGUGAUCCGGAAGACUGGGAGAUUAUCUACGACGAGGAUGAAGACAGCGGUGAGGACCACUCAAACACGACCAGCUACUUCCAGAAGCUACCACAGUCGAGUAUCACGGAGCGGGAGGACCAGCAACCGGUUCACCAACAGAUAGUACUGGUUCCCCCUGCCGAAACCAACCCGGAUCCACCCCCAGAUCCACCGGCCAUGACUCCGAUGAAGACGCUCCAAACCAUCCGGAAGGCGAACGUCCCGAACGAGGAAAAACCAACCAUCGAAGCCGUCACGACCCAACCCGGUCCAGACGGAUCCCUCGAGACGGUGAUCCGGGUGAAGCGCAACCUCAAGCCCCAACAGCAGCAGCACGUGUGCAAGUUGUGCAACAGUUCGUACAAGUACAAGCACGCGCUGGAGACGCACAUGCGCCGGCACCGGGGGGACAAACCGUACAAAUGUUCCGACUGCGAGAAGGCGUUCGUGGUGCCGUUUGAGCUGCGCCGGCACAUGCGAACCCACACCGGAGCCAAGCCGUACAAGUGCAAGUUUUGCGAGCGAAAGUUUUCCGAUUUUGGGAGUAAAAUUAAGCACGAGAGGACGCACACUGGGGAGAGGCCCUACGUUUGCGAGGUUUGUGACAAGAGUUUUACGUACUCGCACGUGUUGAACAGUCACAUGCUGACGCACACCGGUGUGAAGAAGUAUCCAUGUCCCGACUGCGGCAAGCGCUUCGCCAAAUCGCACCACCUGAAGGCCCACCUGAACACCCACUACCGCGGCGGAUCCUCCUCCUCACCAAACACAAGCACCACCAACAACAACAACCACCUGAAGAGCAGCUGCUCCGACCCUACUCCCGCCGCGGACUCCGUCACACCGAUGGACGAAGAUGACGCCAUGAUGAGCGCGUCCAGCGACUUCCGGCUGGUGGACGACGACGACGAAGACGAGGAGGAGGGGUCUAGCGAUGGUGGCGUCGUGAACCCAUUCGGUCAGCUCGUCAACAUUGGCGACUACAUGAUUGCGAAGGCGACGGCGGCGGUCUCCGAAGAUGCUGGAGGCGGGACGGAUGUUGGGGACGACCCGUUGCUGAACGUGGUGACGGUGCUGGCGGCGAACCAGGUCGCCGGGCUGGUUGAAGGGGACUACGGCAAUAUCCGGAUCAUUAGUGGAUCGGUCCGCGAAAUGUCCCGCUCGGUUCAAUCUGUCUCGGCCUAUAAGGCGCGCCGGAUGACCGCCUGCAGGUGAGUACUGCAUUGUUUGCUGAUUAUAGUUUUCUAUGAAUUGUAUUUAUUCUAUAUGAUAAGGAAGUGUUCUU